AUGGACUCAGACCGCUUCGACCUCGAAGCCGGCCGAGACCUCAAACUAGGCGAAUUCGCCGACGACCCGACUCUCAACCUCAGCGAAGCCCGCAUCAUCCUCGAAAAAUCCCUCGAAGCCCGCAACAAACGCGCACGCGAAAAGAACCCAAACUCCGACCGUCCAGCAUGGAAAGAUACAGAGACACUCUCCAAAACACGCGAUUACCUUGAAAUCUUUGCCUACUUCAAAGAGAUGGCUGAUGCGGAAACGGCGGAAAGGCUGAUCAACCAGUUUAGUGGGGGUAUGGAGAGGUUCGAGAAGAGUCAGUUGGGGAGUUUAGUGCCGGGGUCGGCGGAUGAGGCGAGGGCGCUGAUACCAAGUUUGGAAAAGAAGGUUGAUGAUGGGUUGGUGGAUGCUGAGGACUUGGAGAAUUUGUGUAGGGAACUGGAUAAGAUUAAGCGGCAGACACAAUUGUUGUGA
Lithohypha guttulata is the source of this 462-nucleotide messenger RNA. RefSeq names its product RNA polymerase B (gene RPB4). Gene Ontology annotation, molecular function: translation initiation factor binding; nucleotide binding. Gene Ontology annotation, cellular component: RNA polymerase II, core complex. Bases 1 to 462 code for a protein of 153 amino acids. The record is from RefSeq and is a predicted model, not a curated record. The transcript has a single exon. Gene Ontology annotation, biological process: transcription initiation at RNA polymerase II promoter. NCBI's taxonomy places the organism in Eukaryota, Fungi, Ascomycota, Eurotiomycetes, Chaetothyriales, Trichomeriaceae.